This is a messenger RNA of Xenia sp. Carnegie-2017, 2508 nucleotides long. RefSeq names its product transient receptor potential cation channel subfamily A member 1-like. Gene Ontology annotation, molecular function: monoatomic ion channel activity. Gene Ontology annotation, biological process: transmembrane transport; monoatomic ion transport. The transcript has 7 exons. The coding region runs from base 211 to 1590 and encodes 459 amino acids. The record is from RefSeq and is a predicted model, not a curated record. NCBI's taxonomy places the organism in Eukaryota, Metazoa, Cnidaria, Anthozoa, Malacalcyonacea, Xeniidae. Gene Ontology annotation, cellular component: membrane.
AUUACUAUCACCACCACCACAACAACCACCAUCAUCACCACCACCACCAGUCUAUACAUCAUCGCUUCCAUAUAUUGAUGAAGUAUUGUAUUGUCUGCAAAAAGUCGCCAAGGUUGGAUGAAAGAAACAGUCACGUGAUUGGGUUAUUUAUGUUAUAUUUGAAUAAGAUAUUUUGUAUAGACAUAGCCACUGACUACGCUUUUUAGAACCAUGUUUUCAUUUUACUGUUUUCAUCGUGUACAUCCUCUGUCUCCUUUUCCACAAGGCUUUCCUUAUAGUUAUCCUUUUUUCGCAGUUACAAACAAGGGAGGUAAAAAACUCAAGCCAUUGACCGCCAUCAAAGCGAUGUUGCGAAAUGACAGUUACCAAUGCCUAUGUCAUCCUGUCUGCCUUAGAUACCUUAAAAACAAAUGGAUGGAAUUUGGAUGGAAAGUGCACAUAGCAAAUUUUAUGUAUUAUUUCUUGUUUUUGGUUUCUCUUAACGUCUACGCGUUUGGAAUUCCUUCAUAUAAGGCGUCUGUUGACAAAGAUGAAUUACCAAAUGCAUCGAUAAAUGUUAAGGUAACGAUGCUUAUCUGUCUCAUAUCUGCUGGCGCUCAAACAUUGAAAGAAAUCGGUCAGCUAUUCGUUUAUAAAUUCAAUUAUCUUAUGGACAAAGUCAACUAUUUGGAAUGUGUUCUCUACGUAUCAACAUUCAUCUUUGCUGUACCAAGUAACGACAGUAUGUCUGUAAAGACAAGUUUUCAAUGGAAAGCCUGUUCUGUAGCGUUAUUCUGUGCUUGGAUAAAUCUUAUUACGCAUCUGAAAAAGUUUGCCUCCUACGGUAUACUUAUUCUCAUGAUGAGGAAAACUUCUUUCACACUAAUCAAGGUCAUGGGUCUUUUAAUAUUUUUCUUGGUCGCUUUUGCUGCCGCUUUUACAGUAAUAAUGAAUGAUAGACAGGGAUUUGAGACGUUUGGCGUGUCUAUCUUAACUGGAGCAACGAUGACGAUGGGAGAGUUUGAUUUUAAAGAGACAUUUCUCGGUGACCACUCUGAUUACAACACAUUUUAUCCAUUACAGUUGGUCCUCCUUGUUGGUUUUCUUGUCGUUAUGCCUAUCAUUAUUAUGAACCUUCUGCUUGCCCUUGCCAUUGAUGGUACCAACAAUAAGGUUAUGCAACACGCUAAGCAGCAGAAACACAUUCAAACGGCGGAAAUGAUAAUUGACAUGGAACGGAAGUGGUUUUUAAUUUCAUGGCGAAGUGGAAAAACACUCAUGCCUUGUUUACAGGAGAGACCAAAUAAGACAUCCAACUUUACCCUCGCAUUUUGGGAUUUUAUGUUUUACGGUCCGGAUGUUUUUACAGAUGUACUCGAUGAGAACCGGGAAGAAAUGGGAAAGAAGCAAGACAUGUCAACGUUGAUUGAAAUGGUGAAAGAACUGCAAAAUAAAAUGUUAGAGAUUCAAAACGAGUUUACAAUGGAAAGGAAUCGUAGAUCAAUCGAGUAUGUCCGAAUGAGUCAAGAUAAAGAAAGCGCUACGGCUCAAUUUCGAGGUUACAGUGAAAGCAUAGAAACCUUUAAUCCAGAGGAGACAAGAGCAACAUGAGUCAGAUUGUAAAGAGAGGCAGGAGUCUUUGCAGAAGAACAAAGAGAAUGAACCAACAAAAAGAUUCUCGCCGUUUUUUUCAGGAAUCGAAGAGGCGAUAGAGUCGUAUGAAUUCAGAAGAUCUGAUGCCAAAAUCAGGAGGAUAACAGAUAUGAAAUUAUAGCAAUUCGUAAUUUCUAAACAUAAGUACUCACGUGUAUUUUUUAUACAUGAAAAAUUUCUCAAUUCUGAAUGGUGUAGAGCAGGGCAAUUUUUAGUAAAUACCAGUGUAAAUUUGUAUUAAUAACUUGCCUGCUGAAAUACAUACGCUGAAGUUAAAAAUCAACAGAAUUAAGAAAUAUUUUCAUAUAUAUUAUUAAUAAUCAAUAGUUUCCUCAUAGUUUCUCGUGCGAUUUUGCAUAAACUUGCCAAAAAAAUUGAAUGUGGUAAUUAUUGACUGUGCAUGAGGCUGUAUGUUAGUAAAGGUAAGAAAUCAUUGAUUUAGUUUAAAACUGCCAACACUGAACCAAAAUGCAUCUUUUUUCUUUUGUUAUAGGUAGCGAACUUAUCUUAAUUUGAAAAAAUGUGCACGAUUCUAAUUCAAACGGGAGCGUAAGACUUAUAUUACGCUUUGUCGUUCAUGUGCAUUUACAUAUGAUGAUAUAAAGUAAAGAAUGUUAACAAAAUCUAUGUAGACGGUAAACAAUUGUAUCAGUUCGGAAAUUGAGUUCAAUAAUUUUACUAAUUGUGUUUUAUGACUGCACUAUCUAAAUCCCGAUCUACGAUAUUACAAUAUGUUUUAUUCAAGGUGCUCAUGCUGUAUUUGACUGCUGAUGGAAUCUUAUGUGUUUGCUUUCUUGCUAAUGUAAAAGUCCAAAAUUGUAGCAAUAUUUAACGUUUAUAACUAGUAAGAAAUAAAAUGCAUAUGAAACUAAGCAA